AUGAGCAAACUCGACAGCUAUUCUUUGCUGAUUGUCGCGAAGUACUUUUUAUACCGAUGCGAUUUCAUCAAUGUUAUUUGUGUAUGCAAAAAGUUCAAAGAAACACUUGAAAAGUUUCAUUACAACCCGAUUCCCAUCACAUCGCAAACGCUCUUUCCUCGAAUUGAAACUCAAUACCUCUACUCCAAAAACGACCGACACAUCCCAUUUGUCGAUCUUUUUGCUUACGACUAUCCACUCACAUACACUGAGUAUCUUGAUAAACAAAAGCAAAUUCCAAAGCCAAAGUGCUACAAAGUUUCAUUAACAGCAAGUGAACUCAACACGUUCAAAACUCUACCAAAGGAAGUUUCCAUCAUCACCAAAAAUUGUUUUGAAAAUUCGCAGUUCGAUACAUUUGUUCUUCCUUCACAAGUGAAUAAGAUAGAACCAUCGGCAUUCCGAAGUUGUCUCAAUAUGACGCAGUUCACCUUCUCAGACAUCAAAAGUCUUCCUUUGUUAUGCUUCGAGUCAUGCACCAAACUCAAAAAUUUUGUGAUAAGCUCAUCAGUGACUUCAAUUGGCUCGGGUUGUUUCUUUAAUUGUAUGAGUUUGACAUCUAUUGUUAUUCCAGAGAACGUCGAAGAGAUCGGCUUCCAACUGUUUGGGUAUUGCGAAGGGUUGAAGUCCGUUGUUAUUAGGUCGCCAGUCAAAAAUGUUCCAUUUGCACUUUGCAAAGACUGCAGCGCACUCACAAAAGUUGUUUUAAAUGACGACAUCACACUGUUUGGGGAGAAGGCGUUCAUGAAUUGUACCUCUCUCAAGUCACUCAAAAUACCGUCGAAACUGAAUUGUCUCAACGGCGAGUGUUUUAGAGGGUGUGUCAGCCUUGAAAGUCUUUUGUUACCUUCAGCCAUGAUGAACAUUUCAACCAACUCGUUUUGGGGGUGUUCCAACUUAACAAGUCUGAAUUUCCCAACAAACAACUUUGGGGAGUUUUGUUGCGAGUUGUCGUACAGCGAGUACACUACUUUAAAGUGUAAUAUACCGAAAUGCAUCAAAAUGUUUUAUAACUUCGAAGAAAAGGAUGUCGACGACACAAACUCGAUGAAUGGAGAAACGUCGUUUAAGAGCGACAGGUUGUCGAUUCCAACCGUUUGCAAUAGAGUAGGCAAUGGAUGCUAUCAGGCAAAUGCCUAUCUGAAGAACAUUGUGCUCCGAGACGGUAUAGAGACAAUUGGGGAAAAAGCGUUUGCGUCAUGCCCUCAUUUGAAAAAUAUAUAUUUGGCAACUUCAUUGACAAGAAUAUCGUCAAACGCAUUUGAAAAUAACAUAUUUCUGACUUCGAUGACCAUCCCAAGCUCCGUCAUAGAAAUUGAAAAAUGUGUGUUUAAAGACUGUGUUGGACUUCUUUACGUCGAAAUGAGAGGCGUCAGUAACAUACGACAAAACGCCUUUUGCAAUUGUGUCAAACUCGAAACUAUAAUCGCGCCAAGACUUCAAAAUGUGAGGAAAAACGCGGUACUGUUGUGCGACAAAUUGACUUCAUUGCAAUGUAAUGAAGAGGCAAACAUACAAGCGACGUACUUUGAAAAUCGGAUAUACAAGAAGUUGGGAAAUUACGUGAAUCAAGUUGUUAUGACUAAAAAAUGUGUUUCAAAUAUCAUUAAAGACAAACAAGAAUUUGAGGUACCACAGGAUGUUACAUGUGAGUUGUGGAGGAAAAGCAUGAGCGGGGUGAAAUCCAAGAAAUUAGUGAUUCCAUCGAAUGUGACUCGUAUUCGAUCACACGCAUUUUACAACAACACUACACUAGAGAGUCUAACAAUCUUUUCUACAGUUCGGAAAAUAGGUCGAGAGGCUUUCAUGAAGUGUAAGCAUCUUCGUUCUAUUGUAUUUGAAAAUGGCAAUGACAUUGUGUUCUCUCGAAAUGUGUUUAUCGACUGUUUCAACAUUGAAGAAAUUAAAGGGCUGACGUGUUAUAACGGAGCUGUUAGUGUCCAAGAGGAACAAAUGUUUCAUCAGUUUAAAAUAGCGUGCCCAGUCAUCGACUACAUUUCAUCGGACUUUGAAAUGUACCCGGUCCCACCUCCAAAUUUAAAAACACUUUCCUUCGUUGCGCCGAAUCACGCGAAAAUUUAUGUCAUGCCAAGAAGUGUCACAAAACUCCACAGAAGUGCUUUUCAAAAGAACGAGAUACUCGAGAAAGUGGUGUUGAGUCGGAAUUUAUCCACAUUUGAGAAAACUUCGUUUACAGAGUGUAAAGCACUUCUUGGAAUUGCAAUUCCCUCGAACGUCAGUAAAAUCCCCAAAUUCUGUUUCAACUUCUGCUUCUCAAUGAAACACAUAGAGAUUCCAAACACUGUUGUAACAAUAGGGAAGUUCGCGUUUAACAGCUGCUCGGAAUUGAAAGAUGUUGUUAUUGGAAAUUCAGUAACAACGAUUGGGGAAGGUGUGUUUUAUAGCUGUUUCUCGCUCACGCGCAUCAUAUUACCUCAGAACAUUAAAGAACUUCCCAUGCUCUCAUUUUUCUCGUGUUUGAACUUGAAAGAAAUAAAUCUGCCAAAUGGAAUCACUCGGAUUUGCAGUGAAGCGUUUUUGGAGUGCUACAGUCUGUCUCAAGUCAAUAUCCCAGACACAGUAAAAGUGCUUGAAAGAAACUGUUUUAAGAGAUGUUAUUCGCUCGACUCAAUCGACUUGAAUAAUGUUGAAAUCAUAGAAACAAUGUGCUUUUCAUGUUGUCGGGGGUUGUGUCAUGUUAAAAUACCUCAAACUGUCACACAGAUAGGAUAUGGUGCGUUCUUGGAUUGUAUCAAUGUAGAGAGUGUCAAAGUAGAAAGUUCGGUGUUUUUGAUGUUGGGAAUUUUUGAGGGAUGCGAAAAAUUGAAAAAUAUUAGUAUUGAAGAGAAAGGAGUGAUUCAACUGAGUCACACAAUGUGUCAAAACAUUCAACAUUUUACUGUAGAAAAGUCUAUAAACCGAUGUACUCAUAAUGAAAAUGUGUGUAUUUACGAAACGGGUAAGCUUAUUGAUGUUCUGACUCGAAAGGAUAUAGAAGACAACAUCUCAGCAAGUUACACAGUUCCACCUGAGAUUGAUGAAAUAGGGGAGUUCUGUUUUUCGGGGUUUGAUCUUCUCAAGACGGUACAAGUUGGUAGAAAUGUAAAACGAAUACAAAAGCGAGCGUUUUACGAUUGUCCGAAAUUGGAAAGCAUCAUAGAUAUCAAAAUGUUUACCAUCGAAGAUAUCAUCGAAAAGUGCCCUUCUUUUGAGUCACGCUCCUUGUUCUCUAUCAUAAGAAAUUCAGUGUUAAAAAUGCGUGAAUAUAGUUAA
Molecule: messenger RNA, 3312 nt
Organism: Entamoeba invadens IP1
Lineage: Eukaryota; Evosea; Mastigamoebida; Endamoebidae
Exons: 1
Coding region: 1-3312 (1103 amino acids)
Source: RefSeq, a predicted model, not a curated record